UCCCUCGUCCAUGGGCUUCCGAUUCACGGCGAUUCGCCAACGGAAAAGAAAAAUAUCAAACGAUUUGGGUUCACGCAAAUGGCGUGACAAGACAAUGAAGCAUGUCUGGGAAGCCAUCAUGAACUAACGAGUCCAGGCUCGGAUGGAUUCGAAGUCACGCAAGUCUCCGAAGACCACCGGCCUUCCCGAUCCAACCAAGUUUCUAUCGAAUUCCCCGCCGGGGCGGGCUCGAUUUCUUGCUAAGCCAGAGCUCGGUUUUGUCAGCGAGCGACCGUUUGCGGACUUUUCCACUCCUCCCCUCGCCUCCCCAGAAGAUUUCGUCGUCACUACGUCGUCCCUCGAUGAUUCAGGCUCUCGAUGGCCGUCCACAUGCCUUUCCGUUGUCGGGAGGUCAUUGACUCGCUGUUUUCCACUGAUUGAAAGAAACUUUAAUUGAGGGCUACCUUUCUAUCGCAUGUCUCGUACAGAAUGCUCCGCGCUGACUGGGCGGCCGGAGGCACAGAAAUUGCCUUCAAUGGAAACUGACACCAUUAUUAUCGGGAACGGGCCAUCUGCCAUGAUCCUAUCGUUCAUCCUGCAUGGCCAUCUACCUUAUUACUCCUCCAAUCCUCCCCAUCCCGACCCCCUCCUGCAUGCCAAGUUAAAGGCGGCCCCGGAACUGCUGGAUGCGGAUGUAGACGCACUGACCGAACACUUUGCUGCGUCUCGGCUGUCUUAUUCCACCCAGGCCCUCCCUGUAAAUGUACUACUCGACACCCUAGUUCGACCUAGCGUCGACGUGGAGGAGCUCGGAAGCACCACGAACAUUGAAUGGCGGCAUGCGCCUGAAAAAGCCGUCCCGCACUUGGUCUUCGGCAAUACGCCGCAACCCGGCGGCCAAUGGAAUGAUAAUCUGAUGCCGGCUAGCUGGGAAAUCCAGACCCUGAGUUAUGCGUCAAUGUUGUCAUUGCCCGGUUAUUCUUUCGCGGAGCACUACCGCAAAGUCACCGGCAAUGACCUCCCGGCAUUCACGCGUCCCAGCCGGCAAGAGACCGCUGAUUAUUUCCGCGCCUACCCCGAGGCCGUGCAGAUCGACGAUGCCUUCCGGUGUCGCGAAAGCCUGGAUGGGAUCUCGAGAACUGCGAACGGGUUUUAUAUCCGCUCUCACAAUAUCCACUGUAAACACCUUGUUUUGGCCAGUGGGAUCUUUACCCAUGUUAUACAACCCCGUCCGAUGCUAGAGCCGCUAGCGUCGCUGGAACCGACGCCUCAACUCCCGCUCCUGGUCAUCGGAUCGGGCUUCUCCGCGGCCGAUGUUAUCAUCUCGGCACCCAAAGAUCAACAAAUUCUCCACAUCUUCAAAUGGGACCCCGAAAAUCGACCAUCUCCUUUGCGUGGCUGUCAUCAGCAAGCCUAUCCCGAGUACGCCGGUGUGUACCGCCUUAUGAAACGCGCCGCCGUUGCUCAUAGCUCGGGCGCGGCGAAACGUCCUGCCAGGACGAAGCGAAGCGUCUCAAGUCCUUUCCUCGAGAAUCGCGCCUGGGACCAGGUGUACGACGGCCAUCCCAACACCGAAAUCAUUUCUGUUGACGCCCAGAAAGAGUCGGCAACGGUAACAUUCCGCCAGGCCGACGGGGCGACAUUCACCCGUGUUGUCCGCGGUAUGGUCUACGCGACUGGCCGGCGCGGAAGCCUUGGCUACCUCGAUCACGCUCUUCUCUCAGAGGUCAUUGGCGUUGAUGAAAGGGGUGAAACAAGUCCUAUCAUCUCGAGCCAGACCCUCCGAGGCAAAGCACUUGAGAACAUGGAGGUUGCAAAGGACGUCUUUGUGAUCGGCAGCUUGACGGGGGAUUCACUGAUCCGAUUUUCAUACGGCAGCUGCGCCCAAACCGCGGGCAAGCUGAUCGGUACGUAUACAGGAGAGGCGAAGGCCAGAAACCGAACGGUCCCCACCACUCGGCCGCAGGAUUCAUCUCUGAGCGUGAUGCAUGGUCUGGAUGGCCAUGAUAUUUAUCCUGCGGCUAUGAAUGAUAUCUGCUUGGAAAAGCACGACACGCACGACACGAUACCUUCGAUCCGAAAGUCUGGCUUCCUUGGGAGUAUUUGGAGAUCUUUCAUUGGUAUAUGGAAGGGAUAGAACUAGUUUUGAAGGGUGUAUGAGCAUAUGCUAUAUUUGAUAGACACAUUGUAUUUAUUGGUGUUUUGUUAUGUAUAUACGGAAUGCAUUUACGCAGCGAGUGGCCAACUGGUAACUCAAGCUGGUAUCACUGCCUC
Molecule: messenger RNA, 2253 nt
Organism: Aspergillus steynii IBT 23096
Lineage: Eukaryota; Fungi; Ascomycota; Eurotiomycetes; Eurotiales; Aspergillaceae
Exons: 2
Coding region: 455-2116 (553 amino acids)
Source: RefSeq, a predicted model, not a curated record